AUGAAGAUCGAGGAGGUGCGGAGCACCACCAAGACGCAGCGCAUCGCCGUCCACAGCCACGUCAAGGGCCUGGGCCUCGACGAGGCCGGCUUCGCGAAGGCCAACGCGGCCGGCCUGGUGGGGCAAGAGAUGGGGAGGGAGGCAUGCGGGAUCAUUGUGGAGCUUAUCCGGAGCAAGAAGAUGGCAGGACGAGCCGUGUUGCUCGCAGGCCCUCCCGGCACAGGCAAGACCGCGCUGGCGCUCGCCAUAGCUCAGGAGCUGGGCAGCAAGGUGCCCUUCUGUCCAAUGGUGGGCAGCGAAGUGUACUCUACCGAGAUCAAGAAGACAGAGGUGCUCAUGGAGAACUUCAGGCGGGCCAUUGGGUUAAGGAUCAAGGAGACAAAGGAGGUCUACGAGGGGGAGGUGAUGGAGCUGAGCCCGUGUGAGACGGAAAACCCAAUGGGUGGCUACGGCAAAACCAUCAGCCACGUGAUCAUCAGCCUCAAGACGGCCAAGGGCACCAAGCAACUCAAGCUGGACCCGUCCAUUUAUGAGAGCCUGCAGAAAGAGAAGGUGGAGGUUGGCGACGUUAUCUACAUUGAAGCCAACAGUGGAGCUGUCAAGAGGCAGGGCCGCUGCGACACGUUCGCCACGGAGUUCGACCUGGAGGCCGAGGAGUAUGUGCCGCUGCCCAAAGGCGACGUCCACAAGAAGAAAGAGGUCAUCCAGGAUGUGACCUUGCACGACCUGGACGUGGCUAACGCACGCCCGCAGGGUGGCCAGGAUAUCUUGUCCAUGAUGGGCCAGCUCAUGAAGCCCAAGAAGACAGAAAUCACAGACAAGCUCCGCGGGGAGAUCAACAAGGUGGUAAACAAGUACAUCGACCAGGGCGUGGCGGAGUUGGUGCCAGGCGUGCUGUUUGUGGACGAAGUACACAUGCUGGACAUCGAGUGCUUCACCUACCUUCACCGCGCGCUCGAGUCCUCCAUCGCGCCCAUCGUCAUCUUCGCCACCAACCGGGGCAGGUGCAUCAUCCGGGGCACGGAGGACGUGCUGUCGCCACACGGAAUCCCACUGGACCUGCUGGACCGCGUGAUGAUUGUGCGCACCAUGCUCUACACGCCCGACGAGAUGGUGCAGAUCAUCAAGAUCCGGGCUCACACGGAGAGCAUCAGGCUGAGUGACGAGGCUGUGGUGCACCUCGGGGAGAUCGGCAACAAGUCAACUCUGCGAUACGCGAUGCAGCUGCUCACUCCGGCGAAUCUGCUGGCCAAGAUCCACGGCAAGGACACGAUCGAGCGCGAGCACGUGCAGGAGAUCAGCGAGCUCUUCUACGACGCCAAGUCCUCCGCAAAGAUCCUCGCUGACCAGGCUCACCGCUACAUGAAGUAGCCGCAGCCCAGUGGUUGGGGGUAUAUAUAUGCCACACACACGUAUGAGGUAGAAGCCUUCUUAUAACUGAAAACUCAUGGGGCCCGCUCCCUACGUUCUGAUGAACUGGUCGAGUGGUCUGUUGAGGUUCUUCCAUAAGGGAGUGAGCCUGUGAGUGGCUGAAUGCAAUAGGAGGUCUUGGUGCGGAACACAAGGGUUGGUCUGCGAUGUAAGUCGGCUGUGUUCAACACUGCAGGCACACGGCAUGCAACAUUGAGGUGGUUACAUUAAGGUUUCUACUACAUAUUGUAGAGUUAUAGAAUAAUUAUUACUGAAAUAACUUACCACCUAAGGUCAGAAAAAUAAAUUGUCAACAUUUUGAUUGAAUUAAUGAAACUUUUAAUGCAAUUACACAUUGCUCCCUGUUCGACUUUGCCUAAAAGUUACGGAUAUGACUGUCGCCCCCUUAAAUAGUUUUCUGUUGGUUUGAGUGUAAACUUUGGCUUGGGCCUCGACCCCCCUUUAAAACUUUUUUUUAAGAAAAUCUACUCGCACGCAUGUUGCAGAUCGCGAGGUCGUCUUGGGGAUUUAUGUCCACCGAGGAGACAGAGGCGAUGAGAUUGGUUUACGUGCUGCGUUGAUUGUCGCAUCGCUGGAUCACGAGAGGGUGGAUUGAUCGUGGCUGAUGAUGAGUGCUAAUGCCUUGGAUGUGCACAUCUCCAUGAGCUCUUAUUUAAAAUCUUCUGACACGAGUUGUUGCAAGGCGGAACUAUUUAUUUAAAUAGUUUAUUACAUAGUAACAGGUAUGGAGCAGAUCUUGUUUUUUUACCCUUCCUAAUGUCUAUAAAUACAUCAACCUGAAUGCAUGCAAUUUUCAUAAGCUAAGCAGGCAUGAUACUGGUUAGCAAUUUGACGAGAGGGCUGCCUGGGAAUACCAGGUGUUGUAGGCUUGGCUUGCGAGGUGGUUGGAUGAUAACUACAGCAAUAGAUCCUUAAAUACAUCUGUGUGGAUGUAUUUAAGAAUGCAUGGAUUUUAUUUAUUUCGGUUUCCUCCCACGUGCCAGACACCCACUAAUUACGAUAAUUAUCCAAACAUGCCUAAUAGUGGUACUUGACAAACCAGUGUCUCGCGGCAUUGGCCAAGGUGUGCUACGCUAGUUUUGGAAGUACAGAAGGGAAAGAACCUCAGCUAGCAGAAUAGUGCAGAAGAAUUCUCCUCUCGUGCCAUUCAGUGGUCGAUCGGACCCCUAUCUCCCUUCCUGCCCUCUCUAUUGGCCGUGCGUGCACGGUACGACAGCUGCAGUGCAUUUCCACCCACCGACCCGGGGCCCACGGCAAUUUAUUGGGACGCUACGGUGGUGAGAUGUUCACUACCUCGCGAGGUAUACAGGAGGUCGUGGGUUCGAUCCCGACGCCUGUAUAUUUGGAGCUUGGAGUUUUCUCUUUCCCCGUGGUCGCGUGGGUUUUUCUGCAGUUCCUCCGGUUUUUCCCUCCACAUUUAUAAGCAUGCGUUUUGGUUAAUUGGUUGCUACAAAUUUCCACGUGAUAAGCCACUUUGUUGAGCUAUCAUUUGUGGCCAGGUCGCUUCUGAAAAAAAAGAGCUAUACAGCUCGGUGGUAAAAUAAUAAAAAAAUUGUUUAGUUUUGGUUCGGAGCACCGCAGAGACUGAGCAAGCUCGACAGUGUGCCAUGGAAUAAAUAAAAUGAUGAGCACUGCGAUAGAGUCCUGAGACUCGGUGAGGAUUUCCUGGGUGAAUAAAGGGCAUUGCUACCGUUGCAAUUAUAAUCCAGUGCAGCACACCACGUGCUAAACUCUACCUUCAACUGUCUCUACGGCAAGACCACACACACACGUUUGCGCUCGCUAAUCCGAGCCAAUGUGCCUUUAAUCCAGCUCGUGGAGGAGCCAGUCUGCUACACCACCUGCAUAUCGUUUAAUCUCUGCCCGCUGCAUUUAUUGACGGUGAUUGAUGCACGCAUUCCUACGUUCAUUUUAUACAGUAGACCGAUGAUGCCUACUUAUAGAAAGCUCAACAAUAUUGACAAAUGGCUAAAAAAAAGUUAACUCUCUUAAACUUGUGUUCGUGCUCUGAGCAUUGUGUGUCUGCAAGAGAUGGAGAUGUAGGUCCAAUGCAUGUUAAUGAAGGAGCCCUCUGUUUAUAAACACUGAGAACAAAUGGUGACUCCUCACUGAUACACAAGCCGCAGAUUUCACCGUGCACCUGUUUCAUGUCGUGUAACGAAUGUGCUUUUGAUAUUUUAUAACGUGUGUUUGUUUAAGGUGCAUAAAAUAAAGGGGUUUUCUUCCUCAGCCGAAGGAAUUCUUAA
Molecule: messenger RNA, 3677 nt
Organism: Petromyzon marinus (sea lamprey)
Lineage: Eukaryota; Metazoa; Chordata; Hyperoartia; Petromyzontiformes; Petromyzontidae
Gene: RUVBL1
Product: RuvB like AAA ATPase 1
Molecular function (GO): ATP-dependent activity, acting on DNA; ATP hydrolysis activity; ATP binding
Source: RefSeq, a predicted model, not a curated record